UGCAGUGGUGUCUGACAGCCUCAUCAUCACUUUGCCUUGGCUCGAGGGAAUUACCAUCCACCUUUCGACACACAUUCAAACUGCAGCCAGUGGAACUAAACUAAGAUCAGAGGGAUCAGAAGUCCUCAGCAAAGUCAAUUGUAGGAGACUUGGCUGUUACCAUUUAUUAGUGGACAUUUUAAGAUGCUUCUGUAUUUUAACAUCCUGGUGCUGCUCCUCCUGCAGCCGGCUCUGUCAAACCCCAUGCCGCUGACAAAACCAUCCAGAGGAUGUCCCACCUGUAAAUCAAAGUCCACACAGAGUCAGCCGGCUGUAGCUCUAAAUGCCACCGCUCCGGGCAUUGGAGAACCAUGCGGGGUCUACAUUCUGAGCUGCACCCAUGGUCUACGUUGUGCACCUUUAGAGGAUGAGCCAAGGCCCCUCCGUGCCCUGCUGGAAGGCAGGGGAGUCUGCAGUAAUGCCAGCAGCAUCAGCCCGACUGAAAAUGCCCAUACUGUAGAUCCAGCUCCUACUGAGGAUCCAGAUGAGGCUCCAUGUCGGAAACUGCUAACCACACUUAUCAAAGGUCUUGAUGCCCAUUUAUUUAAGUCAAAUCACGAUAUCUACAUGCCCAAUUGUGACAAGCGUGGUUUCUUCAGGAAGAAGCAGUGUUGGUCGUCUCGAGGUAAGCACCGUGGCAAAUGUUGGUGUGUGGAUCCAAACGGCAUGCCUGUCCGCUCCAACACUAAACAGAAGGGCGGCCUGAGGUGUUAAAGUGCAUGAAGCCUGGACUGAAGCAGGAGAGACGGAAGCUUUAUUAAUGACACAAGAUAAAGAUGAAGGAACACCAAUACAGAGUCUAAAGGAGCUCAACACAGUCUCACAUCCCAUUCUCCACCAGCCAGAAACAGCACUCCACCAAUGAAAAGCUGUUUCCAAAUCUGGUGCAGCUUUGUCUCCUUGCGCCCUCUACUGAACAUACAAGGGCUGUAUUGAUUGGACAUUACUUUUGUAUCUACUUAUAUGAGAUGUAUAUUUACACUAUAUUACAUUUAUAUUAAAGGGCACAUUAUCCAGACUAGCUUCACACUGUAGCAUGCGUUGUAGAAACUGCACCUAUAGUUUGAGCUACACAAAUUCAAGUUGUUCACAUUCAUGUUUCAACAGUUUAACUCCAUUUAAUAUUUUAAGCCAUCAACAGACAUCAGGAACAAAUUUGGAUCAAUGUAUCAUGUAUUAUCAUAUAUUUUACUUUGAAACCGCUGUAAUCGUAUUAUUGUAAUUGCUGUACAUAUAAUUUAAAUAUGACAUUCUAUUUAUGUUAAAAUUGCUCAUACUUUAAGUAAGUAAUUUAUCAGUAGUUGCCCAUCAGUGCAGACACCAGAGGUAUUAUUUUAUAAAACAGAAAUUCUAAUGCCAAAUUAGAUGAGGGUCAUUAUUGUUAUGAUUUUUUUGUGUGCUUUCAUAAAGAAAACAUUCCUCUUGCAGAAUAAGAGAAAGUGUGUGAAGGUUGAAACUGACAUUGACAGGCAACAUUGCAAACAUGACUUCAUGGAUGCUUUGUGGAUUUUGUG
Etheostoma cragini (Arkansas darter) is the source of this 1553-nucleotide messenger RNA. RefSeq names its product insulin-like growth factor-binding protein 5. NCBI's taxonomy places the organism in Eukaryota, Metazoa, Chordata, Actinopteri, Perciformes, Percidae. Gene Ontology annotation, molecular function: insulin-like growth factor II binding; insulin-like growth factor I binding; fibronectin binding. Gene Ontology annotation, cellular component: extracellular region. Bases 184 to 753 code for a protein of 189 amino acids. Gene Ontology annotation, biological process: regulation of insulin-like growth factor receptor signaling pathway. The record is from RefSeq and is a predicted model, not a curated record. The transcript is spliced from 4 exons.